AUGGAAUCCGAUUCCCCAUCUUCUACAACUCAACCCUUGGAAACUGGAGAGCCAAAUGGGAAGCGGCAACCGCGGCCACAAGAACUGUCUGACAAAGCGUUGAAGAACAGCAAUGACUUCGGCCAUUUUACUAGCUCAACCCUGCAGCUCUCGCUGUGGCAGCAAUACCAGAGAGGCCAGUAUACCGAUCUCACGGUGACGUGCGGGGAUCGGUCAUUCCAGGUCCACAAAGUUGUGGUAUGCGCCCAGUCCCCGUUCUUUGACGCGGCGUGUGGGGGACAAUUCAAAGAAUCAUCCGAGAGCAGAAUCGAUCUAUCCGAUGAGGACCCAGAAAUGGUAGAGCGGCUCUUUCAAUUUCUGUACCUAGGAAACUAUGCCGAUGGUGAAUACUUUCAUGAGUUACCUUCGGUCCCAGUCCUGAUGACAGCAGAGGAUGUUCAAACUCAGGUCAAGGAUACAUCUGAUGGAAUCCUCUACACAUCAUUCGACGUCUCUCCCCCGUACUUCAACGACCCAGAAUAUGACCCUGACCAAGAAACAACCACCGAUGAAGAGUCCGCUGAUCCCCUCGAGUAUGACUCGGAGCGUACCUGCGAAUCCCCAGUCUUUGACAGCAAUGACGACUCGUACCGCAACCAACAUCCGAUUCAGCUCUUCACCUCCCUGCGCAUGUACGUCAUUGCUGAUAAAUACAAUAUACCAGCCCUACAACUCCUUGCUAGGAACCGCUUCACUCGUACUGCGGAAAUCCACUGGAGAAUAUACCCAGAAUUUCCGGCAGUGUUGGAUGAGCUAUACAUGACGACUGCCCCAGCAGACCCGUUAAGACAGGCUGUUUGUAUGCUGAUCGCACGGUAUUAUUUUUCUCACCGCUCUAUCAGACUGACGUUUCGACCAAUAUUUGCCAAGCAUCCGGACCUGUCGUUGGCUUUGCUGGAUUGGAUGGGGGCAUAUUGGGAUGCACAGCUGUCAGGUACUGGUCGCCGCGGGGAUCAAGUGAUUAUCUUUUGGUGA
Aspergillus affinis is the source of this 1014-nucleotide messenger RNA. RefSeq names its product BTB/POZ domain-containing protein. The coding region runs from base 1 to 1014 and encodes 337 amino acids. Gene Ontology annotation, molecular function: protein binding. NCBI's taxonomy places the organism in Eukaryota, Fungi, Ascomycota, Eurotiomycetes, Eurotiales, Aspergillaceae. The transcript is spliced from 3 exons. The record is from RefSeq and is a predicted model, not a curated record.